AUGGCCGCAGCUGUAUCCAACGCUUAUCAUUCCUUGCCCCAAGCAAGACCCUCCUCAGCGGGCCAAAGCCACUCCGGUCUUCUCAAAGUUGUCCGGUCUGAUCAGCCCUUCAAAUCAGCAGCCAUAUCCCUCGUUUCGCUCCCACCUGGAGCCCUAUUUGCCAAAAUCACCGAGGCAACUCAUACUCCCCGCGCUACCUGGACUUCGUUCCAGACUGGCCGUGAUGAGCACAUGGAGUUUAACUCUGACAUUGUCUUCAUCAAUCACUCCUGUGAUCCUAACCUCGUGGUUGACACCACUCGCAUGGAGGUCCGCGUGGCGGAUGAUCGUCAUAUCGCGAAGGGUGACGAGCUGACUUGGUUCUACCCAAGCGCGGAAUGGGAAAUGGCCCAGUCGUUUCCUUGUGAAUGCGGAACAGAGAGGUGCCUGGUUGCCAUUCGGGGCUCGCGAUAUGUUGAGCCGGAGAAGCUGAAGGGAUACUUCUUGAACAAACAUAUACACGAGCUCAUGGAGGAACACAGGUCCAAGCAGUAA
Molecule: messenger RNA, 534 nt
Organism: Fusarium mangiferae
Lineage: Eukaryota; Fungi; Ascomycota; Sordariomycetes; Hypocreales; Nectriaceae
Exons: 1
Coding region: 1-534 (177 amino acids)
Molecular function (GO): protein binding
Source: RefSeq, a predicted model, not a curated record